Molecule: messenger RNA, 2577 nt
Organism: Marchantia polymorpha subsp. ruderalis
Lineage: Eukaryota; Viridiplantae; Streptophyta; Marchantiopsida; Marchantiales; Marchantiaceae
Source: the annotation of a GenBank genome assembly
GUGGUCGAAGUUGGUCAUGAAAUUCUCAUGAAGUUCCAAGCAACUCGAAUUGUCGACAGAGACACAGAGAGAGAGAGAGAGAGAAAGAGGCAGUGGGAAGGUGAUGUGAGGGGAGAUGCAACGGACUCCUCUCAUCUGUCUUUCGAGGGAAAUCGCCAUUGUGUAUUAGGGCGGGUGGUUGUCAGGAGGAGCUGACAGUAUGUGGGUGGUGUGGAGGUGGGGGAGGUGAAUCUUUGGGGUACCGUGGAAUUUUCUGAAUGUCCUGAGGUGCAUUUUUCUUUCUCUUUACCCCCGUGUACAAUUUUGGUAUUGAUGGCGUUGGUCGCGGUGGUACCACAGGUUGAAGGUUGAAGAAAUUGAUUGAGGUUCGUAGGACAAGUGAGAGGAGCAGAGCAGUGCUGAGAGUGCGUCGCUGAUUCUGCUGCUAACAUGGAUGUGCAGAAGCAGAUUCGUGAAAAUACUCUCGAGUUACACGACUUCUUGAAGGAUUUGAAGGGCUGGGAGAAGUCUGUGAAGGAAAAAGAAAAAAAUCUUCGGAAUGAACAAGCCACCAGGGGAAAUGAUGUGAUUCCCAAUCCAAGGAGGAAUUCCUCAGCUGCAGCUCAUGUUGAAGGCAAGGGAAGCCAGGAGAUAUGUAAAGAGAAGAGCAAUGGCAAGGUUGAUCCUAUUACAGUAAGCGGUAGUAAGAAGACAGAAAAGACUCAAGUUCCGGCCAGCAAACCUGGCACAACAGCUGCGAGCCACACGUAUGACUACUUCCGAGACAAGUGGGAUAAGUUUGAUGUGGAUGCAGCUCUGAAGGAGAUUGAUGAAGAGGACGAAGAUGGCGAAGACUUAGGUCAAAAGAAGGUACAGGACAAGGUAAUACCUCCUGUACGUGGUUCUCAGGGUGGAAGCAAAACUGUCGAGAGAAAACGGACAGCGGAGGCCAUCUCGAAAGAACAAACCAUGGAACCAGGAAAAUUAUUCGGUCGAGGAAUUGGAGCCAUGAAUCGACUUCCUGGUUCCCUGGGAUACGAUGAAGGAAUACCAGACGCAACAUCCGAGAAAGAGCUCGGAAAUGAGUAUUUUAAAGAAGGAAAAUACGUUAGAGCUUUCGAAUGCUAUUCGCGGAGCAUUGCAUUGCAGCCGACUGCAGUCGCUUAUGCAAACAGAGCAAUGGCAGCGCUUAAGCUGAAUAGGUUCAAAGAAGCAGAAGAGGACUGCACAGAGGCCAUCUCUCUAGAUGAUCGUUAUACUAAAGCCUAUGCUCGGCGUGGUACUGCUCGGAGAGAGCUCCAGAAAUAUCUGAUGGCAGUUGAAGAUUUCGAAUUUGCAUUUCGAUUGGAACCUGAAAACACGCAUCUGAAGAGACAGUACAUGGAAGCAAGAGAGACCUAUGAGAAACGCACAGGAAAUAAACCAUCUGAAAAGAAAGUACCUAUCAUUGUUAAAGAAGUUGCAAAAACUUCACCACAAGUACCGGUUGCAGCUAAGUCCUCCGCCAUUGAGGAGUCACCCAAACCUGUUCAUAAACCUGCAGGGCCAACGAGUAGUAGUACAAAAAUCAAUAACGCUGACCUAGCUGGAGAUAUGGAGUCUUUUGGUGCUGAUACGAGGCCAAAGGUUCCCAUCGUACAGGCUAACGGAGCCGGAAGACCUGUAACAGCUAGUCCACAAGCAAAGGCCAAGGCAGCAGAGCAGGCAAAACUGUAUGAGAAGAAACUGGUAGAGGCAGCAGCUAUACAGAACGCUGCAGCCCGAGCAGCAGCCACAGUUGCUAUGGCAGCUGUGCGAAACUUUGCCGCUCCUAAAACAGCCUAUGAGUUUGAAUCUUUAUGGAAAGGUUUUGACGGGAAUCUCGAGGCACAGUCUCGGCUUAUGAAGGUCAUGGAUCCUUCUUCUCUUCCUGGAGUCUUUAAGGAUUCCCUUGGGGCCACUAUGUUGGUGGAAAUUAUUCGUUGCCUUGAACUUCUGUUUCCUGACGAUGCAAGCUUUGCAGUACAAAUCUUGGAGAAUCUGACGAAGGUCGGGAGAUUUAGCAUGACGGUUAUGUUUAUGUCAGCAAAGGAUAAGAAAGAUCUCUGCAGGUUAUGGGAUGAAGUUUUCAUGAAAUCUUCACCGGACAUGCAUUCGGCGCUGAAGUCUUUACGGGCCACCUAUCGGCUAGGUUGAUUUUCGGUCAAUUUCAAUUUUGUUCAUACAUAUCGACCAAUGAUGCCGGAUAGUAAAUGUAGCCGUAUGAAAAUUUUUGGAUACACUUUGUACAGUUGAGGCAGAUCAGCACGUCCUGCUAACAGCCCUUAACUAGGUCCCUCAGCUUACAGUAGUGAUUCAUGUGCACCUUUCUAAGAACAUGACGAACUGGAAGUUGAAGUAGCAAGUUCAUAUCUGGACGGGUUUGUGGGGUUACGGUCUUCUUUGCAGUAGGUACCAUAAAUAUGAAGUGUUGAGCAUAGCCCACUUGAUUGAAAGUGGACUGAGAAGGCCUUGUGAGUCAAGUAGGAGCACAUUCUCGAUGUGGAAUGUGAAAACACCAAAUUUUAAUGAAAGGGGACUCUUUGAACACUGGAUUGGAACAGUAGUUCUGGAGUUUGU